AUGGGAUCCAAACGUAAGAAGACAGAAAAACAGAAGGACUUUGCCAAGAAGAAGCUGAAGGUUGGGAAGACUACUGUAUCGCAAAACAGCACUUCGACAAGCUUCAAAUCCAAGAAUAUCCAUGUGACUUCACAAUUUACUGGCAUCGAUAGUGACAUUAAAGAGAUUAAUAAGCUUUUAUCGCUUUUGAAACACCACUCCUCAAAUUCUAAACACGAAGUUCUCAAUCAGCUAGUGCGUGAAAUAGACAAACAGGACAAUUUGAACUCUUUUCCUACAGAUGAGCUGAUUGUCAGACUGAAACCUUUGAUAUUGGACCAGUCUAAAUCCGUGAGGACUGCAACACUGACAUUGUUUGAGAGACUUGUCGAUCGGAAACCGGAUCUCAUUAUACUGCAUCAGUCAUCGAUAAUUUUGUUUCUUCUUUCUGCCAUGAGCCAUAUCAGUUUGUCGAUACGAAACGAUAGCACCAAGUUUCUGAACUUAUUUUUGAACACAGGGAUCUCGGACUUGAGCGUUGCUCUGGUGCGAAGAAAUUGGCCUAAACUAUUGCGAGGUUUGACGCAACUUCUCGGGUGGAAAACUGCGGUUUUAGAGCGCGAUCCGCAGUCUGUGUCUCUGAGAGUUACUAACAACUCUUCAAGUAUCAGUGAAGGUAAAAGUGCCCAGAUUCGCAAGGAGCGUAAGAUAAAUCAACUGAAAACUCUAAUUUCGUUAAUCACUUUGGGAGUUGUCGAUUCUAACAAGUCAAAGUCUAGCGAGCAAGAUUCAAAUGCUAUCCAAGUGCAUCCAUUGACAACAAUCUACAUGAUCCCCAGUGUUGCAGACCCAUUUAACAACAUUCGACUAUAUGGUCCUUCUCAACAGACUUCUAUGGGAUCUGCCUUGCACAGUGCUAAAAACCACCACCAGAACUCACAGGCAAGGGGAAGCCAGACUUUGGAAUUGGACGAUUCAUGUUCCGAUGAUCAGGAAAGUUGUCGGCAGUUCUUCGUUGAUUAUUACCUCGAGGGUAUCCAAGAAGGUGCCGAAGACACUCUGAAAGAGGAAGAUGCGGGCUUCGACUUAAAAAACGUUACAAACGAAUUGAUACAAAUCAUAAAUGUCAUCAAGUCUAGUUAA
Ogataea philodendri is the source of this 1122-nucleotide messenger RNA. RefSeq lists its product as uncharacterized. The record is from RefSeq and is a predicted model, not a curated record. Gene Ontology annotation, biological process: rRNA processing. Bases 1 to 1122 code for a protein of 373 amino acids. Gene Ontology annotation, cellular component: nucleus. The transcript has a single exon. NCBI's taxonomy places the organism in Eukaryota, Fungi, Ascomycota, Pichiomycetes, Pichiales, Pichiaceae.